AUGACUCCCCCCGCCAGCAACAGAUUGUCGACUCGCCUGGCCAUUCGCCUGAUUCCAAUAUUCAUCCUCUGCGUCUUUGUCGUCGCGACAUACAUAUUUGUCGGCCACAUAUGUGUGCAAUACUACAUCCAGGAAAAAGGUCGCGUCGCCUUCGGUGCAGGGAUGAUUGCCUUGUACUUUAUCAUCUUCUUCAUCAUGCUAUCGGCGUACCUCCGAACAUUUGUUACCGUCAUCCGCGACCCAGGCCUAGUGCCGCUCCUCAGAGCCCAAACCGAUGACACCAACGAGAAGCAACCACCACCGCCCCCGAGACGGCGACGGGGACGAAACUGCAAAGACGAACCUGAUAUCGAAGCACAGACGUGGGCACCGAUGGACAUGAGCUCCGACAGUCCCGGGCUGGAAGCCUUUUAUAGCAAAGACGUAUUUGCGUGCGAGCCCGACGGCCGUCCCAAGUGGUGCUCUGGCUGUUGUCAAUGGAAGCCCGACCGCGCCCAUCAUUCGAGCGAGCUCGGACGCUGUGUGCGAAAAAUGGACCACCUAUGUCCUUGGGUAGGAGGCAUGGUGUCGGAAACCUCAUUCAACUUUUUCUCCCAAUUUACAUUCUACUGCUCCCUGUACUGCUCACUCGUACUCGCCAUAACGGGAUAUACGGUCAGUCAGCAGUCGACCGAGCGUCCGUCUCCUGAUGGCUGGGUCGUCGCAGGCCUGGUGCUCUCGGCCUUUUUUGUGCUCUUCAGCGGCGGCAUGGCAUUGACCUCGCUGCGGUACAUCCUCACCAACAUGACCAAUAUUGACAUGUUUUCCCGCUCCCGCAAUUCGUACCUCGCCGUUCGCGUGCCGCUUGACGCGCCCACCUCUAGGUACUAUCCCACCGUCUUGUACCCGCUGGAGCCGCUGCCGCCGCGGACCAGCCUUGUCGCCGCACCACCGCCGACGCCGCCUGCGGGCGCGGACAUUGGCGAUCCUGGUGCCACCCCUGUCGUCGGGCGGCCCGUGGCUGGUGGCGGCCAGCCGGCCGUCGCCAGCCGCGACGUGCGGGCGCGGCGCAAAUUUGCCAUUUUGUGCGUUGAGGCGCGCGAGAAUCCGUGGGAUCUGGGUUUCCGCCGCAACUGGGUGUCCGUCAUGGGCAGCACCCCGUGGGAGUGGCUGCUUCCCAUCAGGCACUCCCCUUGCUGCGACCACGACAGCAUGGUGAGUGACUACCCUACCGGCAACACAUUGUACGAGAUCAAGAGACGAUAUCAUUUUGAUGAAUGUGAUAUUCUUGAUCCCUCGCGCGAAAAUCAACCUGUUUCUGUGUAG
This is a messenger RNA of Cordyceps militaris CM01, 1305 nucleotides long. RefSeq names its product DHHC zinc finger membrane protein. The record is from RefSeq and is a predicted model, not a curated record. Gene Ontology annotation, biological process: protein targeting to membrane; peptidyl-L-cysteine S-palmitoylation. Bases 1 to 1305 code for a protein of 434 amino acids. Gene Ontology annotation, molecular function: protein-cysteine S-palmitoyltransferase activity. Gene Ontology annotation, cellular component: Golgi apparatus; endoplasmic reticulum. The transcript has 3 exons. Lineage: Eukaryota; Fungi; Ascomycota; Sordariomycetes; Hypocreales; Cordycipitaceae.